AUGAAGAAGCUGGCUGAUGAAAAUGCUCAAAAUUGGCAUAAGAAGGUAUAUGAAGCCUUAUGGGUAGACAAAAUUAUGCCUAAAAGAGAAAUCAAAAUGGCACCUUUUGAGCUUGUGUAUGGGAUUGGUGCGAAAAUUUCUUUACCCCUGGAAUUAUCAGCAGCCAAACUUCAAAUAGUAAUCAAAGAUUCCUUUUUCCAGAAUGCUCCAGAGAAAAGGGUUAUGUAUUUGAUGAAGUUGGAAGAAGAAAGAGAAAUGUUAGUGGAUAGAAUUACUGAGCAUCAUAAUAGAGUGAAGAAGAUCUUUGACAUGAGAGCUCGGCCAAGAGAUUCAGGGUUUGGUAGUGCUAGUAUGCCUAAUGACUCUCAGAUUAAGAAGAUCAAUGGUUGUCUGGAGAGACGCAAUGAGAGGUUGAAAUUGGUAAUUCCUCCGGAGAUGAUAGUUGAAGAUGUUGAAUAA
Cryptomeria japonica (Japanese cedar) is the source of this 459-nucleotide messenger RNA. RefSeq lists its product as uncharacterized. The record is from RefSeq and is a predicted model, not a curated record. The coding region runs from base 1 to 459 and encodes 152 amino acids. The transcript is spliced from 2 exons. NCBI's taxonomy places the organism in Eukaryota, Viridiplantae, Streptophyta, Pinopsida, Cupressales, Cupressaceae.